AUGAUUAACAAGAACCUUCAUUUAAACUUGAAGUUGAACAAGCUAGAUUUCAGUGCAUCUCCUUCCUCCUCGUCGGCACAACCAUUCACACCAAUAAACCAAACCACUAGUACUCCAUUGGAAGCACCAUCACUGCCACAUCCAGAGUAUCCAAAUGCACCACCUUUUAAACGCCAAACCCUGUACCUGUUUUAUCAGUCAACCAAUUCCUCUCAAUCCCAAACACAAUUGCCACCUCUACCACCGCCACAACAGCACCAACAACAUGGUAUAUAUUUAGACCCAUUAGCUAACCAAUCAGAUGAUAUACUCACAGAUGUCGAUGAACCAACUAGUUUCACCCCAGGUAGUGCUCCUAAGAGGCCAAGCCAGUAUCCUAUGUCCAAUAGUGGAAAAAACUCCUCAAUCUCAAAUUUGUCACUUAAUGAAAUUAAUGUCAUGAAGUAUAAUCAACAGCAGCAGCAGCAGCAACAGCAACAGCAACAGCAACAACUACAAAAGGAGAAUGGAUCGGUGAGAUCUCAUUCUUCGCUGGUAAGUUUGCGCAAACAAUCAUUGACUAGAAACAAUUCAAAUAACUGGUUACACGUGGGUAACAUAUAUAGUCUCAGACCCAAUAGUUCUAGUUCUAGUUAUAACUAUGGCUAUGGUGUUACUAAUAGCGUCAGCGGAAUAAAUUCUGCCACUGCUAUUACCAAUGAUACAGAAAUUCCCGAUUUCAAUACCAGUACCGACUCAUUGGUGGAUUAUGCACCACCGGCGAUGAGUUUUAGAACAUCGACAUUUACAUCCUCGUCGUCCAAUUAUAAUGGUACAACUCCCAUAAAUACCAAUUUCCCUGUUUCUGCAGGAGGAAAUAAUGGCGGCAUUCAGCAAUACUCUCAAUUCCCUCAAUUACAGCAAUCUAAUUUAUUAGCAAAUGGACAAUUGAACUCAACAAUGCCAGAUUAUCAUAUCAACACGCCUCCUUCUUCACAUAGAGGUUCUGUUAAUACACCAGUAACCAUCCACAGUCAUGGGGUGAUGCCCAAUUUGAAUACACCAACACAGCCACAGGUUAUCCAGUACGAUCCUAUUGCACUUGGUCAAAAUCAUCAGCCUUCAAGUGAUAUUUAUUUGAGUUUGAGAAGGAACCAAAGCUCAUCGAGUUCUUCUUCCGGAUCUACAAGGUAUAUAAACACUGAGAAUGCCAAUAUUCAAGCAUUUAACGCGUUGAAUGGUAGAAGCUGUUCCAAUAGCAAUGGCAAUUAUGCGAAUAACUUUGUUUUGAACUCGCCAUUUAGACCUGCUGUUGCAACACCGGGUGAUGAGUAUUUUGUCAAUGGGUUUAAUCAAUCACAAAGUCAAAUGGGCCAGCUGAGUCUGAGUCUGAGUCAACUGAGUUUGAACCAGCAACAGAACCAAGGCGAUGAGACGGAUUGUGAGAGAAUCAAUCUUCCAACGAGUGUUUCACUUAAUGAAAAGAAGAGAGAUUCACUAAAGAUGAAAAGAGGAAUACAUUGA
This is a messenger RNA of Lodderomyces oxycetoniae, 1503 nucleotides long. RefSeq lists its product as uncharacterized. Bases 1 to 1503 code for a protein of 500 amino acids. NCBI's taxonomy places the organism in Eukaryota, Fungi, Ascomycota, Pichiomycetes, Serinales, Debaryomycetaceae. The record is from RefSeq and is a predicted model, not a curated record. The transcript has a single exon.